CGACCUCUCUACCGCGUGGCCGGGAGCCAGGAGAGCGGGAGGAGGCUCCGGGGGCCAUGGCAAACCCCUCGCCCGCCCGUAACCCCACCGAGGUGCAGAUGAGCCAGCUGGUGCUGCCCUGCCACACCAACCACCGCGGCGAGCUCAGCACCGGCCAGCUGCUCAAAUGGAUCGACACGGCCGCCUGCCUCUCCGCCGAGAGACACGCCGGCUGCCCGUGCGUCACGGCUUCCAUGGAUGAUAUCUAUUUUGAGCACACCAUUAGCGUUGGGCAAGUUGUCAACAUCAAAGCCAAAGUGAACCGAGCCUUUAACUCCAGCAUGGAGGUGGGCAUCCAGGUGAGCUACGAGGACCUGUGCAGCGGGAAGCACCACAGCAUCUGCAAGGCGUACGCCACCUUCGUGGCACAGAGCCCCUCCGGCGGCAAGGUGAAGCUGAAGCCGCUGACGCCGCAGACGGAGGAGGAGAAGAUCGAGCACAGCAUCGCCGCCGAGCGUCGCCGCAUGCGCCUGGUCCAUAAGGACACCCUCAAGGCCCUCCGCCCCCAGCUGGAGACGCGGGACGGCAGCGUGGCGGUGCCGGCGGAGAAGACGCGGGUGGAGAGCGUGGAGCUGGUGCUGCCCCCACACGCCAACCAUCAAGGCAACACCUUUGGUGGGCAGAUCAUGGCCUGGAUGGAGAACGUGGCCACCAUCGCAGCCAGCCGGCUGUGCCAUGCCCACCCCACGCUGCGGGCCAUCGAGAUGUUCCACUUUCGGGGACCAUCGCAAGUUGGGGACCGCCUGGUGCUCAAAGCCAUCGUCAACAACUCCUUCAAAAACAGCAUGGAGGUGGGGGUCUGCGCCGAGGCGUACGGCCAGGAGAUGUCCGUCAGCCGCAGGCACAUCAACAGUGCCUUCAUGACCUUCGUGGUGCUGGACCAGGAGGGCAAACCCCGCACCCUGCCCAUGGUGGCACCCGAGCCAGGGGAUGGAGAGAGGAGGUACAGAGAAGCCAGUGCCAGGAAAAAAAUUCGGCUGGACCGAAAAUACGUCGUCUCCUGCAAACAGACCGAGGUGCCACUCUCCGUGCCCUGGGACCAAAGCAACAAGGUUUAUCUGAGCUACAACAAUGUCUCUGCGCUCAAGAUGCUCGUAGCCAAAGCGAACUGGGCUCUCGCCAGAGAAAAGGAAAAGGUGCGGAUGUACACGCUGGAGGAGGAUAAGUUCCUCUCGUUCCGCAUCGAGAUGUCGGUGCACAUCGCUGCCAGCCGAGCCUUCUCCCUGCUCUCUGACCUGCGGCGCCGGCACGAGUGGGACCGGCACUACGCGAGCGCCGAGCUCGUCCAGCAAGUAGAUGACGACGACAUGAUCUACCACGUGGUGAGCCAGACACUCAGCAGUGAGAACAAGCCACAGGACUUUGUCAUCCUGGCCUCCCGACGGAAACCCUGCAGCAAGGGGGACCCCUAUGUGGUGGCUUUUCGGUCGGUGACAUUGCCCACCCACCCUGCCAGCGACAACUUCACGCGGGGAGAGACGAUCUGCUCCGGCUUCUGCAUUUGGCCUGAGUCAGAGGAGAUGACCAAGGUGGCUUACUACAACCAGGCUACGCCGGGGUACCUCAACUACGUCACCAGCAAUGUGGCGGGACUCCUGACUCUAUUCACCAUGUACCACCCCAGCGAGCUGCUGUGA
Pterocles gutturalis (yellow-throated sandgrouse) is the source of this 1676-nucleotide messenger RNA. It is a transcript of the gene ACOT11, whose product is annotated as acyl-CoA thioesterase 11. Lineage: Eukaryota; Metazoa; Chordata; Aves; Pterocliformes; Pteroclidae. The record is from RefSeq and is a predicted model, not a curated record. The transcript is spliced from 16 exons. Gene Ontology annotation, cellular component: extracellular exosome. Bases 57 to 1676 code for a protein of 539 amino acids. Gene Ontology annotation, molecular function: thiolester hydrolase activity; lipid binding.